UGCCAGAUUUUUUGGGGUGUUAAGGGGCCCUGGUAAUGACAUUUAGAAAGUGACAAUGGUAGAGUGACCAAAGAUAUUUUAGAUAAGAUGAUAUGAUCUUUGCAAAAGAGGACACCCUAAAAUUGGCAGCAUGUUCUUCACCAGUCUUGAACCUUCUCCACCCUAGUCAAAGCUUUUUAUUGUACAAAAUGCUAUCUGAAUCCUGAGAAUCAUUCUUCAUUAUAUGCAAAGAAAAAUCUUUUCUAUCCACAGAAGUAAAAAAAUAAAAAAUAAAAAAAGAAAAAGAAAAAAUCUGAAAGAUGGUUGAGACUUCAGAGAGUUCAGGUGAAUCCAGUGACUGGGAAUUAGUCCAACACUCAUCUGAUCAGCCAUCUUCGCCGCCACCACAAGGGCAGCUACUCGGAUAUGAAAUGGUAAUAAGAGACAACUUCUAUGGUGAUAAUUCUAUCUUCCCACCAAGUGAGCAUGAAGACUUGCCCCUUUUAGGAGAAGACUCUGGUUCACCGAGAAAUACAUCACCACGACAGUUAUCGUUGUCAUCUGCAUGCUCAGACAUAGGUUCGCCGAAAGAGCAGCAGAUAAAAUCAGAUACAAGGCUUUCUAUCAUGAUGAAUGUCAUUGGGACUAGAAUGUACACAUUUGGAAGAAAAGUGUUUCAGGUUUUUCUUUGCACCAGUGGCAGCAGGAGGUGUUACUCUAUUUUUCCUGCUACCGCGAUAUUGGUAGCAUUACUUGCUUGCGUGAAGAUUCUGCAGUGGCGAAACCGCCUUCUGCUCCUCAUAAGAGAGAAAGACCAGAGAAUCAGCCAGCUCUUGCAUCAGAUAGCUCACAUGAACGAGAUCUUGUCAGCACGACGGAAGGUUCCAGUCUUGCGAAUUUAAUUAGACCAAUGUGACUACAAGAGCAUCAAAAUAUUGCUGCAAAUAGUUUAAUGAGUAAUUAGUUAAUGGUAUAUUGUAAUGCUGCAGAAUGCAAGCGAAACCUCUCUGGAAUUGAGAUUUCUAGUGUCCAGAGAACCGUUUUUCCAUUUAUAUACUGAAAAAUAUUGUAGAAUAGAUCUCCACACCGAGCUUCAAUACGACAACAGUUUUACAUUUAUACACUGGAAAAUAUUGUAGAAUAGAUCUCCACACCGAGCUUCAAUACGACAACACUCACGAAAAGGAAUAAACAAAGCAAUGUUUUUGCAGAUCUCGUCCACAAAACACUCCCAAUAAAUCAGGGAUACUCCAUCUGCAUACAAUCCUUCACACAUCUAUUGGGGAAACAGAAUUACUCAUACAGGUGGUUGAGAGGAACAACUAAAAAGUUGCCCUGAAGCAAGUUAUUUGCAGCGGGCAAAUGAGCAUUGAAAAGUUGCUAAGUUCACAGUUCAAGAAUGAAAAUAUAAUCACAUAAUGUUGCCUAGAGCAAAAAUUGAGACUUGAGGCAAUUAAGCAUGUAUCAACCUGCUGGGCAAAGUAUACCAGCUCACGAAAUAUUACUUUGUAUCUUACAUUAACAGCAGUCACACAAAUUUCACCAAA
Messenger RNA from Chenopodium quinoa (quinoa), 1526 nucleotides. RefSeq lists its product as uncharacterized. The transcript has 2 exons. Bases 300 to 881 code for a protein of 193 amino acids. NCBI's taxonomy places the organism in Eukaryota, Viridiplantae, Streptophyta, Magnoliopsida, Caryophyllales, Amaranthaceae. The record is from RefSeq and is a predicted model, not a curated record.